AAACAGUGAAACACACACCAGCUCCAUACACUCCAUACAGGUUUUCUGUUACCUCUCCCCGGUCUUCACUUCGGCUGCUCCAUGGUAAGUCUCGUCCGCCUCUUGUCUGGUCGAAAAUACUCCUCAGUGUGUUGCAAUGGCGAUGGAAGGCUUUGCGGUGAUGCCUCAUCCCACACCGAGGACACACGGCCCAGCAAGCCUCCUAGCAACGUGCCGCCCCACACCCAGCACCAGGCGUGUGUAGGGGGUGGGUGAAAGCCCGCUCCUCCACCCUUCACCUAUAUAAGUUAAGAAGUGGAUCCGCGACUGCCAUUUAUCCAGCAGCAGCUGCAGCCCAGCACACGGACCGCACACUCCAGACCCGCGCCAGGAACACCAGCCGCCGCCACUCGCAGCCCUGCACCUACACUGACAGCGUUCUCUGUAAUACAAUAACAGCUGCGUCUCGCUAGGUGUGUGGGUACAGUACACGUGACCUCGUGUCUCGCACCCGCAGGACGUUAGUGUGUGCAAGCCUACGCCAAGUAACUCCAGACCGCGUGGCUCAGGCAGGAUGCAGGCCAGACUGUUGGUGGUGGCGAUGACGGUGGUGGUGGUGACGGGCAUUCCCACCCCUCAGCUCACAGAUCAGCCCGCACCUCAGUCCUCAGCUCAGCCCGCACCUCAGGUGACUCUGGAGGAGGCCUUCGCUGACCGAGCAGUCGUGGAGGCUAUGGUGGACUGCUUCAUUGAUAACACGAAGUGUGAUGCAGAGCAGACCAAGAUCAGAGAACGAGCUAUGGCGGCCAUGAUGAACAUGGGGCGGUGUCCGGCGACGCUGUGCACGGAGCAGCAGCAGUUGGAGAUGACUCGCGCCAUGGAGCUGCUACAAGAUCAACACAAGGACCUGUGGAUCAAACUGCUGAUUUCCAUGUUUAAUCUGGACCUGCCCUAGAACGUGCGGCGCCAGCGGUCCGCUCUGCAUACUGCCUGGCAUCACCCCGGACGGCGAAUGGCACUGAUGGCAGGUCUGGAGGCAAUGGUGAAAGGGAGCGGCCGGGAUGGCAGAGUGACGGUCCGCAGAGGCAAAACUGUGUGUGUGUGUGUGUGUGUGUGCGUGUGUGUGUGAUGACAGUACACGAGGCUGAAGUGGAACAAGUGAGCAGCGGAGCACGUGAUGCACAAACUUUGCCCUGCAUUGAGCCAGCACCACUUGGCCGCGUUGGGGUGCGGCUGUACAGAGUCGAAGACUACGGAAGGAUAAGUUGCCGUGUUUCAUGCUGGCAUAAAUCAUAAAGGUGGUGAUGCAGUAUGUGUAGUAUCGGUGCUAGUGUGCAUAGAUGUCGCGUGUGAGGAGGAAGUACCGAGGCUAUCGCGGAUGUCUUGCCCUCGUGUGGAUGUGGAUCUCAGUGGAUGGUGCAGCAGCAUACACUGAUGUCGGGUUUCACAGCAUCACCUAAGCACUCAUCAUCCCAAAGUGAGAGACAUCAGACUAAAUUUCACGCUGCUUGAUUACGGAAUCUGACUUAAUCUCAUUCAACGAGUCAUUAGUUUCUGAC
Portunus trituberculatus (swimming crab) is the source of this 1538-nucleotide messenger RNA. RefSeq lists its product as uncharacterized. The record is from RefSeq and is a predicted model, not a curated record. NCBI's taxonomy places the organism in Eukaryota, Metazoa, Arthropoda, Malacostraca, Decapoda, Portunidae. The transcript is spliced from 3 exons. Bases 554 to 934 code for a protein of 126 amino acids.